AUGACUUUGAACUGCCUUAUGUGGAAUGAAGGUUUGGUCCGAAAGAGUAAGGAUGAGGUUUUAAGGUGCCUCGGAAAGAAAGAAUACAUGAAAGUUAUGGGGGAAACUCAUGAAGGAAUCUGUGGAGCUCAUCAAGGUGGGAGGAAAAUGUGCUGGUUAAUUAGAAGGUAUGGCUACUUCUGGCCAACCAUGAUGAAAGAUUGCAUUAACUAUUCCAAAGGGUGUGAGUCUCGUUAA
Molecule: messenger RNA, 237 nt
Organism: Prunus armeniaca (apricot)
Lineage: Eukaryota; Viridiplantae; Streptophyta; Magnoliopsida; Rosales; Rosaceae
Source: the annotation of a GenBank genome assembly